Molecule: messenger RNA, 1157 nt
Organism: Diospyros lotus (date-plum)
Lineage: Eukaryota; Viridiplantae; Streptophyta; Magnoliopsida; Ericales; Ebenaceae
Exons: 5
Coding region: 127-894 (255 amino acids)
Source: RefSeq, a predicted model, not a curated record
UUAACUGCCUAACACCCGCACAAACUGAACGUAUAUAAACACAUACACAUCAACCGCUCUCGCUCCAAACCUCCCUCGCCAAUUACCCAAAGUCUAGGGAGAGAUUGACGUUUGGAUAGCGAUAAAAUGAGCUUUCUUGCGGGGAGAUUGGCGGCCACAGAGGGCGCCUACUUCCUGCAAGAAUCCAAGCACGCCGUCAGCCGUCUGGUCGAGAAGACCAAACCAACAAAACCACCCCUUUCACCUUCUUCUUCUUCGCCUGCUUCUCCGGUUGAAAACGGAGCUCAAGCCGAUGUUCUUUCGGAGGUUCUGCGCCACUCUUUGCCGUCGAAGGUCUUUCAAUCGCCCUCCGCUUCGUCUUUCUCAGCAGCUUCCAAGUGGGUUCUUCAGCCUCAUUCCAACACCGUCUCCUCGGUCUCGCCCGACGCUUUGAAUCCUCUCCGGGCUUAUGUUUCUCUGCCUCGGGUCACAUUCGGCCUCAAAAGGUGGCAGUUGCCCAGUGCAGAUAACUCUGUUUUAGCAUCAACUGCCAAUGAACUGCGCCAAGACAGAUACACCCCUGUUAAUCCUGAGAAGUUGAAGGCUGCAGCUGCUGGGCUAUCUCAAAUUGCAAAGGCAUUUGCUGUUGCUACUGCUGCUGUCUUUGGUGGUGCGGCCUUAAUGUUUGGACUGGCAGCCUCCAAACUCGAGCUGCACAGUAGCGAUGACAUCAAGACUAAAGGAAAGGACCUGGUUCAGCCAAAGUUUGAGAUGUUAAGGGAGCAACUUAUCCCCUUAAAAAUCUGGGCUGAAGACAUGUCAAAGAAAUGGCAUUUGGAAAGAGAGGAGAAUAUCAAAGAGAAGCCUAUGAUAAAGGAACUUUCUAGAAUAUUGGGCACAAGGACACCCAAUUGAUGCUUUGAACUUUAAAUAUGAGAAUGGAUGUGUAAAAGGUGUAGUUAUCUAUAGGUUUUGCUGCAAAGCUUCAAGUGAAAGGAAAUCAAAAUUGAAAUAAUGUUUGUUUUUGUGGUGUGAAGUGUGAACAGAUGUGUGAAUAAAUUGCUUCCACUUUCUCCAGUUGUUUUAAGGAUCUGUGCAGUUGAGAGCUUGCACCAAAUGUUAUGCAAUACGGUUAGGAAUGGCAAUGCAUAAAGAGUAUCUUAAUUUCUUCCUGUCAA